Erigeron canadensis is the source of this 864-nucleotide messenger RNA. RefSeq lists its product as uncharacterized. The transcript has a single exon. Gene Ontology annotation, cellular component: plasma membrane. NCBI's taxonomy places the organism in Eukaryota, Viridiplantae, Streptophyta, Magnoliopsida, Asterales, Asteraceae. Bases 7 to 669 code for a protein of 220 amino acids. The record is from RefSeq and is a predicted model, not a curated record.
CACAAAAUGGACAUAGAAAAAAAAGACGAACAACCUCUCCGAUCACCCUCAGCACCACCACUGUCCACCACCACCGCCGACAAACCAUCACGGAAACGUCGCCGACGAUGCAUAAUAAUCUGGUCAUCAAUAAUCGGUACAAUCUUAACAAUCGCAUUAAUAAUUCUCAUACUUUCACUAACAGUUUUCAAAGCCAAAAAACCAAAAAUAACAGUAACAUCAGUCGCCUUACAAAACUUCAAUUUCAACAUGAUCCCUUUACCUCUUCCGCCACGUGUCCUUCUCAACUUAACUCUUGCUGUCGAAUUAUUUAUCGAAAAUCCGAAUAAAGUUAGUGUUAAAUACAAAACCAGCUCUGCUAUUUUAAGGUAUAAAGGACAAGAUGUUGGAAAUGUACCUAUUCCUGCUGGAAAAAUCGGGUCGGAUGAUAAGAAACAAUUGAAUCUUAAUGUAACGGUUUUUGCGGAUAGAUUGGUUACUGAUACGGAUUUGUAUACAGAAAUUUUGAGUGGGAAUUUGGGGUUUUCGACGUAUACUAGGAUUAAGGCGAAAGUUAAGGUUGUGUUUGUUUAUAUUCAUGUUACGUCUACUUCGACGUGUGAUGUGAAUAUUGAUGUGCAGAAUAGAAGUGUUAGGAAUCAAACCUGUCACUAUGAUAAUAAGUUGUAGUUUUUUUCUGAUCGUGUUGUGUCGUGUCGUGUUUUUUUUGAAGAUUAUUGUUCUUGUUAGGUGUAGUUGAGGAAUUUUGUUUUGUUUUUAACACGGAUUGAUUACACAGAUGUUAUCGGAUUGAUUUUAUGUUUAGGAUAUCUGCAGACUGUUAAUGUUCAUCUCAUUAUGAAAUAAAACUAUUUAUUGUUGUUA